UAUAAAAUGAAGGGAACGAUACACCGAUGAAAUUCAUUCAUCGAAAACGAAACUAAUUGAAGAAGACGUUCAUCGAUCAUGCCAAAUGUACGUUUUAAAUGAAGCAUAUUUAUUUGAUACUGUAUUCGUUGCUGAAUAUGAAUACAUAUUUGAGAACGAUUCGAAUGACAAUGAUAAAAAAGAAAUACAAAAUUUGCAUUAUCCUGCAACUUCAUCAUUCGAACAUUUAACUCGACAAAACAUCAUAUUGUUUUUACGAAUAAACGAAGACAAAUUUAUGACAUUACAAAAAUUAAGUUUAACUGGACAAAAUAUCAAGACUCUUCAGGAUGAUUCUAUAAAAUUACCAAAUUUGAGGGAACUCGAUUUAUCUUAUAAUCGUCUCGAACAAUUUCCAAAUGAUCAAAUGAUCGUUAACGUUAACAAAAUCAACAUAAGUUUCAACGAAAUACGAACAAUUAUAAUAAAGGACAAAUUGUUGGCAUUGGAAGUGCUCGAUAUUUCAUGGAAUUGUUUAACAAAGUGUAACGAAAAUCUUAAAACUUUGAAAAUGUUUAGCCCAAAUUUGAAGACAUUGAAUAUUGAAAAAAAUCAGUUUUCCGAUAUCGUCGAACGCGAUAAAAUCGUUUUAUUAACGCGUGUAUACUUUCCAAAGCUAGAAAAUUAUUUUGACUCAUUAGAUUCGAAAGAUUGUAAAAAUUUGAGCCUAAAAAUGGCUCGCAAUACAUUGUCAGAAUUUUAUGAUCGACAUCCAACAAUUUUUAUUUCACAUCGUCCGAUUCGUCGAGUGCAUUUGAAAAAACCGUCAAUGUAUUUGGUACGAUUGCAUUUGAACGACAAUUGCAUCAGCGAUCUCGAUGGUUUGACACAAGAACACUUGCCAAGAUUGAAGUAUCUCGACUUGACCAACAAUUUGAUAACGUCCUUGAAAUCAUUAGGUUCGUAUAAUACUAUAAUGGAACUUUAUUGUGCUCACAAUAUGAUUAGAGAAUUAAAAGAUAUUGAGAAUCUACAAAAUUGGCAUAAAUUACAAGUUAUUGAUCUUUGUUACAAUCCAAUUGAAUCCGCAGUCGUUUAUAAAGAUUUUCUUGUCUUUCAUUUGAUCGAUCUCAAGUACAUUUCUGGACAAUGUGUAGAAAAAUCAAAUAUCGUAGAGACAAGGAACACAUUUGGAAAUAUAUUGAAUAAAAAUAUGUUGUUAAACAUGAAUGUUGGAAUAAAAUUAGCCAAUCUCAGACAAUUGGAUGUCGUUAAGUGUUCUAUUAAAAAGAUAAAUUUACCUUCCAAUUUGUUGCCUCAUUUGGAGAGCGUAGAUUUAAGUAGAAAUCAAAUAAUCUCUAUGGAAAGUUUAAAUACACUUCCUAAGCUGAAAACCUUACGUUUGAGCUACAAUCGUUUGGAGACAUUCCAAUUGGAUAGAUCGAACAAUUUUGAUGGCUUUCCUAAUUUAUCUACUUUAUAUUUGGAUCAUAAUCGUAUUGCCUCAAUAACGUGGGACGACGAUUGCAACGUAUUUCCGACAUUGAAACAUCUUUUUUUACAUCAUAAUAAACUUUCUAACGUUUACGGUCUACGAGAGAAUUCUACUUUGGAAAUUCUAAUUUUAGAUCACAAUAAAAUCGAAAGUAUAAAGGAAGAUUCUUUCAAUGCAAAUAAUAUAAUUACCUGUUUAUCCAUCGAGAGUAAUCAAAUUGAAAAUUUGAGUUUUGUUAAACGAUUGUCACGUUUAAAACAAUUGUAUAUAGCAGAUAAUCUUAUAGCUAACGAAGACGAAUUAGAAAAGUUAACAUUGUUGGAAAACUUAAAAGAAUUGACUCUCUCAGGUUUUUUUACUGUCGGUAAUUCUGAUGGUUUUUUUACUGUCGGUAAUUCUGAUGGUUUUAUUACUGUCGGUAAUACUGAUGGGAUUUUUAAUGAGCAAUUAAGAGCACUUAUUCAUUUGUUUCUGCGUUAG
Molecule: messenger RNA, 1954 nt
Organism: Polistes canadensis
Lineage: Eukaryota; Metazoa; Arthropoda; Insecta; Hymenoptera; Vespidae
Product: leucine-rich repeat-containing protein 9-like
Exons: 10
Coding region: 86-1954 (622 amino acids)
Molecular function (GO): protein binding
Source: RefSeq, a predicted model, not a curated record